Strongylus vulgaris is the source of this 1236-nucleotide messenger RNA. NCBI's taxonomy places the organism in Eukaryota, Metazoa, Nematoda, Chromadorea, Rhabditida, Strongylidae. The record is from the annotation of a GenBank genome assembly.
AUGAACUCCGCCCUGCAUCAAACAGGACUAAUGUUUUUGAGAAGCGCCAUCGAAAGAAUCCUUUCGGAUCGCGAUAUCAAACGAAAAGAGAACUUACAGUUGAAGAAAGCAUGCGAGAACGUUCUAGAGGAGUUGAAAGGCGAAAAUUACGCCAGUGAUAACAAUAAUGGCGAAGUUUUGCCGGACAAAGAACGCAUUGUGGAGGCUGAUCGCUAUUUUUUGCCAUUUGAAUUAGCAUGUAAAUCGAGAAGUCCCAAGAUUGUAAUAACUGCCUUAGAUUGCCUUCAGAAACUGAUAGCAUACGGUCAUCUAACCGGGCGUGGGGCCGAUUCAUCAAAUCCUGAUCGCAAACUGAUUGACCGCAUUGUAGAAGCUAUUUGCUCGUCGUUUAUAGGUCAAGGAACUGACGAAGCUGUAUUAUUACAAAUAAUCAAGGCUAUUCUUGCUGUUGUGCUUACUAACAAUUGCGAGGUGCAUGAAGGUUCUCUUCUACUUGCUGUUCGGACAUGCUUCACCAUCUUUCUCGCCACAAAAAGUCCUAUCAAUCAGUCAACGGCUAAAGGAACGCUGACCCAGGUUAUCAAUGCUGUGUUUGCCAACAUGGAGCGAGUGGGGAACACGAAAGAUGAUUCGGUCAUUGUUCAUGAGGUUGUUGAACACCUUGUCUCAUCCGCCGUAAACAUGGCAUUAGAAGGGAACGAUGAGGUUGAAAGUCGCAGUGGUCGCGGAGGUGCAGGGGCGUCGACGAUUUGGGGUGAAAAUGAUGGUGCACAUGCGGAAGAUCAGAUUACUUUUCCUAACGUAGAACAAAAAGAUGCUUUCCUGGUAUUUCGUGCUCUAUGCGUUUUGGCUCAAAAAGACGAGGGCGAUGUUAAUGAUCCACGAAACACACACUUGAAUUCCAAAAUGUUAGCAUUGGAGAUGUUGUUAUUGGUGCUACAAAACUCCUCAACAACUCUCCAAAAUGCUCAGCCUUUCACAUUGCUUAUUAGAAAGUCAUUAUGCGUUGCUCUUUCUCGUAACGCAGUCUCUUCUAAUGUGAAGGUUUGUCAGGGUUCUUUCACAUCUGUUAAGCGUGUCUUUGAAAAGUCUCUAGCUAUUUUUGUGCAACUAUUGGAUAAGUUCAAGGUACACCUGAAGCUCCAGAUUGAGGUAUUUUUCAAAGAGAUUAUCAUUUCCAUGCUAGAGUCAUCGUCAUGUUCGUUCGAACAUAAAUGGAUCGUUCUUCAUACCAUU